CUACUCGCACAUGAAUGUCUGCCUCCAGCGGCCAAGAAACCGAGGGCCGGCGGCCCACGUUUCACUAUCCAGCUAACGUUUGGCAACACUGACACGAUGGCAGCGUUCAAGGAGCGAAUGGAAGCUCUAAAGUCCGCUCUCGCUCCUGCGGGAGCACUGACCUCCAUUGAAGCCGAGUCCUGAGGAACUAGCCCUAGCCCUAGCCCUCAGCAGAGUCCUGAGGAACAUCCUUGGAGGA
Geodia barretti is the source of this 238-nucleotide messenger RNA. The record is from the annotation of a GenBank genome assembly. NCBI's taxonomy places the organism in Eukaryota, Metazoa, Porifera, Demospongiae, Tetractinellida, Geodiidae.